AUGGCCGUCGACGCGUCGCGCGACCCGGUCGCGAAGGAGGUGGACAUCUAUCGCGACACGCCCGUGCGCUUUCUGGGCUACGCCAACGAGAUCGGCGAGUCCUUCAAGCCCAUGGUGCCGCGCGCCUUCUACUUUGGGUCCUACGCCGUGGCCUGCACCUACGUCGCCGCGGACGCGAAGCACAAGUUCGACGCCGACGGCGACGUGCGCCACGGCGUCGACGCGCUCGUCUGGCAGGCGCUCGCGUCCGUCGCGGUGCCGGGCGUCGUCGUGAACCGCGUCGUAACGCUCGCGGGCCGGGCGACGGCGCGGCCCUUCGUGCCGACGCUCUGCGGCCUCGGCUGCAUCCCCUUCAUCAUCAAGCCCAUCGACGCCCUCGUCGACGCGGCCAUGGACGCGACGAUCCGGCCCUUCUUGCUCGACGACGGGUAA
Messenger RNA from Aureococcus anophagefferens, 432 nucleotides. RefSeq lists its product as hypothetical. The transcript has a single exon. Gene Ontology annotation, biological process: mitochondrial fission. Gene Ontology annotation, cellular component: mitochondrion. Bases 1 to 432 code for a protein of 143 amino acids. The record is from RefSeq and is a predicted model, not a curated record. Lineage: Eukaryota; Pelagophyceae; Pelagomonadales; Pelagomonadaceae.